Molecule: messenger RNA, 1179 nt
Organism: Candida albicans SC5314
Lineage: Eukaryota; Fungi; Ascomycota; Pichiomycetes; Serinales; Debaryomycetaceae
Gene: ELA1
Product: elongin A
Exons: 1
Coding region: 1-1179 (392 amino acids)
Biological process (GO): transcription elongation by RNA polymerase II
Cellular component (GO): elongin complex; nucleus
Molecular function (GO): protein binding
Source: RefSeq, a predicted model, not a curated record
AUGGAAUCACUACGACCAUUGACACAAAUUAAAAAACUGAACAAAAAGCUACCGUCAUUAGUUGAUAUAUCAUUAUCAACAAUUAAAAAACAUAUUCAUCUGAUAACUGAUAUUGGCACUACUCCAUAUCAUUUAUUAGAACCAAUAUUACAACAAAUCCCUGCUAAACAAUUAAAUGAAUUAGAAUUGAAUUGUUCUCAAUUAUUACCUUAUUCUGAUAAAUUAUGGAUGAAAUUAAUUCUUAAAGAUUUUCCUGAUCGACCACCACCACCACCACCAUCUGCUGCAACUUCACCUAUAAAGUUGAAUCAGAAACACGGUGGUGGUAGUGGUGGUAUUUGUGGAUUAGAUAUGCCAUAUAAAUCAUUAUAUUAUAAAUAUUGUCAAGAUCGAGAUGAAUUUAGAAAAGAUUCAGCGAAACGAUUACGUCAUGCAAAUAAAUCAUUAGAACGACAAAAAUCGAAAAAUAAAAUUGUUGCCAUAGAUGAAGUAUUAAGAGAUCCCACAAUUAAAUCAAGAAGAUUUUAUGAUUUACCAGCAUAUACCAAUAACAGAAAGAGUUAUGGAAUGAUGGGGAAUAAAAAUUCAAUUUUACAAAAGGCGAAACGGGAUACUAUAGUAAAUCGUACAUUAAUAUUUGGUGGUAACAAUGGUAGUGGUACUAAUCGACAUUUAAAUCGAUAUGAUCCAUUUGAUGCUUUUAAAGUAGAUAAGAAAUCAUCAAUAUCUAGUUUGUCGACAGGGAGUAAAUUUAUAAGACCUCCGAAAACAACAACAACCAAUAAUAAUAAUGUUCGACCUGGGGUUAGACGAACUACUUUUUUCAAUUCAGCUGGUAGUGGCCAAUCAACUGCUACUACUACUAAGAGAGCUCAACCUUUUGAUUCGAAUAACAACAAUGAGCCUAACAAGGUAAAUCCAAGUAUAGCGUCAGAUACUAAAUCAAAUUUGAAUUCUGCACCUGAUUCGAAACAAAAUUGUGAGACCAAUAAUACUACUACUACUGCUAGACAACCAUCGAUAUUUUUACAAUUCAAACGCAAAUCAUCAAUAAUGACUAAUGAUUUAACUUCAACAAAGAAAAAGAAGGCUAAGAAACUGAAUAAUCAAUCUGAAUUGUUGGAAGUUAAUGAAACUCCAAGUAAAUUAAAACCAUUAAAAUCAUCUAUUUUCAGUUAA